UGGAGUUACACUGGAAAAAUGUACCUGUUUCUAUUUACAAACAAAUUCAACUUGAGAACAUACCUACAGACUUGGGGAUUGCCAGUAUAUAUCUAGGUGCGGAUAGGGCUUUAAUGAUGGAUAUGGUUUUUAAUCUAUCAAUCUGGCUAUUAAUCUUGCUUUUAGUUGCUGAUGUGAAUUGUGUUUUAUUGAUUUUUAUUAUGUUUCGUUAUGAUAAAUUGUUUAUAUUCAUUAUUUGUAUUUUUAAUUUAUUAUAUAUUUGUAUUUUUAUUAUGUAUUUGUGUGGCAUCGAAUGGUUGCCAUCUAUGUUGUAAACCGCCCAAGUCCCCAAGGGGAGAUGGGAUGGAAUACAAAUGAAGUUUGAUUGAUUGACAAGUAUUCCACAUUUCAGAACCUUUCUGAUACUAAGCAUUUCAGAUUGGGGAUUUUCAACCCUUUAGUUUUUGCAAGUUGCCUUUAUGUCAAUUCAGUAAUUGUGUAAGAGCUCCAGGUUCACAUUACUUCAAUAAAAGUAAUUUAAACUGAUCAAUUCUGAAGAAAAAAAUGUAAUUAAAUCAAGAAUAAAUAGAUUUAGCAAUAAACAAGAAUAGUUUAAUUUCAUUUAAUCCCAUAUCUGAGACCACUGUGAAUUUGUGAUUUCUAAUCUAGGGGUUCCUUUGUUAGUCAUUUUGAAGAAACAACUGAUUAUGUGUUUGUUUAGCCUAUAUCACUUCAGUUUUUCUUUUUAAAUACAGAAGAAUAAACUAGAUGGUAUCAGAAAUAAUAAUACACUUUAUUUAUAUUCUGCUUUAUCUCCCCAUUCAGAGCGGAUUACAGUACACAUAUAAGGCAAACAUUCAAUGCCUUUUACACAAUGAACACAACGACAUACAAUACACAGAUAAAGGAAGGCUAUAGGGAAGGAAUUGAAGCUGGGAAAGAGGCGACACUGCAACAGAGUUUUAAUCAAGGAUAUAAAGAAGCCAUAAGGAUAAUGUUCUCCUGUGGUCAGUUGAAAGGAACCUUAAGUGCUCUCUCAUCUUGGUGUCAACUCAGUGAAUGUCAUUCUGCCAUGCUGAAUGAGGUGACUUAUCUGCUGAACGAAUUAGGAAAAUAUGAAGAGCACAUGCUUAACGAUCUUAACUGUAUUCAACCACAACCCCAUGUUGGAGACCUGCUAGAUACUAUUGAGGCUAUGGAUCUUGGCCAUUCAUGCAAUGGAACUACAAACGAGACUAUCUCUGAAAAUGACACUGCAAUUAAUGGACAUCAUUUGAGGCACAAUAAUGUGACCUGUUCUAUCCAGAGUGGAUGCUGUCAAAGGACAAAAGAGGGCAAAGACUCCAGGAGGCAAACUUUGACUUGGAUAAAAGAAAAAACAAUCAAUUUAGUGGAGCAGUUAGAUUUGAACUCUGACACAAUUGAGCACAUCCACCUGUUGCAAACUUAGUUCACUGCUUGAUAUAAGACAUAAAUCCUUUUUGUGUAGGAAUGCAACCACUUCAGCAACUUGUUGCCGGACAGCAAAGAUUUUGUCUUCAAUAAUUCUUAAUAAAGUGUCAUGUAGUAUUCA
Messenger RNA from Anolis carolinensis (green anole), 1552 nucleotides. RefSeq names its product YAE1 maturation factor of ABCE1 (gene yae1). NCBI's taxonomy places the organism in Eukaryota, Metazoa, Chordata, Lepidosauria, Squamata, Anolidae. The transcript is spliced from 3 exons. Bases 854 to 1429 code for a protein of 191 amino acids. The record is from RefSeq and is a predicted model, not a curated record.